Messenger RNA from Cryptomeria japonica (Japanese cedar), 1470 nucleotides. RefSeq lists its product as uncharacterized. The record is from RefSeq and is a predicted model, not a curated record. Gene Ontology annotation, molecular function: chondroitin hydrolase activity. The transcript has a single exon. Gene Ontology annotation, biological process: polysaccharide catabolic process. Bases 94 to 1359 code for a protein of 421 amino acids. Lineage: Eukaryota; Viridiplantae; Streptophyta; Pinopsida; Cupressales; Cupressaceae.
UCUCCAAAAAAGUUAUUCUUUCCCCCCAACAAACCGUCUAAGUUCAUCCAUGAUUCCUCCCCCAUCUCUAAUCCACAAAGACACAAAUUAUUAAUGACCCCACAAAUUCGCCUGCAUUCUGCGUGUCUCAGCUUCACUAGAUAUUUUUGCUCGCUAAAAUUCCCUUCCAUGGCCCCUGCAACGCUCACUCUCCUCAUCAUACAACUGCUGUCCGAAGCUACCUCUGCUACAAAUACCGACCUGUUGAGCUCCAUAUUGCCCUUCGCAGAAACCCAAUACGAAACAGUUGCAAACCAACAGAUACCCAUUCUUGGCCAAUCUGGAAAUCCAUCUGCCUACCCGUUCGAGGGCUUUCCCACAGAAGAAAAAUGGCGGUCGAAUCGCAGAGAAGCAUGGACAUCGGGAUUCAUGCCGGGCGCAUUCUGGCACCUCUCCUCUCUCGCCCCCAACGCCACUGAUUUGUGGCAACAGCGCGCCCAAAUUACCCAGCAAGGCCUUCUCCCAAUGCAGGACUAUAAUGGAUCCCACGACAUCGGCUUCGUCAUGUUUUGCUCUUUCGGCAACGCCUUUCUGCGCACCAGGAAUUCCUCCUACUUACCCCCGCUGACCAAUGCCGCCAUUACGCUCUCCGCCCGCUUCAACCCCAUUGUGGGCUGCACGCGCUCCUGGGAAAACAAGGGCGCUGCCUCGGCUGAUCGAUUCGAGGUAAUCAUCGACAAUAUGAUGAAUUUGGAGCUGCUCUUCUGGGUCGCCAAUUACACUGCUAAUGCUACGCUUUACAACAUGGCCGUCUCCCAUGCUGCUCGGACCUCCUCUGAACAUGUUCGUCCUGACGGGAGUACAUGGCAAGUGGUGGCCUUCAAUUCCACCGAUGGGGCAGUCAUUGAAAAGUACACUGUUCAAGGUUAUGGUAACGACUCCACUUGGGCAAGGGGUCAAGCCUGGGCUGUUUAUGGUUUUACCAUGGCUUACCGUUAUACCCAGAAUGAAAAAUUUCUUCAGACCGCCCAGAAAACGGCGGAUUUCAUCCUGGGAAAUCUUUCCCCUGAAGACAUGGUUCCUUACUGGGAUUUUGAUGCGCCUUUCAAGGAAGGUUAUCAGCCCAGGGAUACUUCUGCUGCCGCCAUAGCUGCGUCUGGACUGUUGGAAUUGGGAGAGUAUUUGGGGGAAAGAUAUAGAGAUGCAGGGGUCAAGCUUCUGGAGGAGCUUACCAAAUAUAGAGCAGAUGGGAAGGGCGAAUAUAGGAUUCCUGCAAUCCUUCUCAACGGAACAUCUCAUUAUAGUAGACAUCAUUUUGACAGGGCUCUUAUAUUCGGAGAUUACUACUUUCUGGAGGCGCUUCUCAGAUUGUCUCGUUAGGAUGCUCAAUUGUCGACUCCCAUUUGGGUCUGAUUUCUGCCCUGUAUUUUGUCACGGAACAGGUCUGAUGAGAUUGGCCUGUUUCACUUUAAUGGAUUGUUUUUCCUUCAA